ACCAGUUAAAUAGUCUCUUCCCUAGAGCAGUCACGAGAAUGUUCCUAAAAAAAGUGUAGAAGGUCACACGAGAGCGUCUGGAAAUUAAGGCCGUGAAGGGAAAAUAAAACAUGGUUUUCGAGUCGUUAGUGGCUGAUCUGAUCAACAAGUAUCUGGGAGAUUUCGUGGAGAACUUGGACAGAUCGCAACUGAAGAUCGGGAUAUGGGGAGGAGAUGUAGUUCUACAGAAUUUAGAUUUAAAAGAGAGCGCCCUAGAUGACUUGGACCUACCUGUCAAGAUUAAAGCGGGACAUAUAGGGAAGCUGACUCUGAAGAUUCCAUGGAAGAACCUGUACACUGAGGCAGUGGUGGCCACGAUUGACGGACUGUAUGCCCUCGCUGUACCUAAUGUUGCAAUCAAGUAUGAUGCCGAGAAAGAAGAGAAAGCCAAACAAGAGGCCAAGCAGAAGAAGUUACAACAAAUUGAGGAUGCAAAAAAGGCCGCCGCAGAGCAGGGGAAAGAAAAAGAACCCAAGAAGGAUUCCUUUGCCGAGAAAAUGGCCGCCCAGAUCAUAAAAAAUUUACAGAUCCAGAUCAGUAACAUCCAUGUACGUUACGAGGACUCCUAUACAAACCCGGAUCAUCCGUUCUCUAUUGGGAUCAGCAUGGCCGACUUACUGUUCCAGACAACAGAUGAGAACUGGAAACCUUGUGUUGUGAAAGAAGCAGUUAACCAAAUCUUCAAGGUAAUUUAG
Messenger RNA from Saccostrea cuccullata (small rock oyster), 734 nucleotides. RefSeq names its product intermembrane lipid transfer protein VPS13A-like. The transcript has 7 exons. Gene Ontology annotation, cellular component: extrinsic component of membrane. Gene Ontology annotation, biological process: protein targeting to vacuole; protein retention in Golgi apparatus. The record is from RefSeq and is a predicted model, not a curated record. Lineage: Eukaryota; Metazoa; Mollusca; Bivalvia; Ostreida; Ostreidae. Bases 111 to 734 code for a protein of 207 amino acids.